Molecule: messenger RNA, 9040 nt
Organism: Poeciliopsis prolifica (blackstripe livebearer)
Lineage: Eukaryota; Metazoa; Chordata; Actinopteri; Cyprinodontiformes; Poeciliidae
Gene: flna
Product: filamin A, alpha (actin binding protein 280)
Exons: 49
Coding region: 350-7981 (2543 amino acids)
Biological process (GO): actin cytoskeleton organization
Molecular function (GO): actin filament binding
Source: RefSeq, a predicted model, not a curated record
AGAGAGAUAGAAAGAGAGGCGGAGGUAGAAAAGAGCAAAAGAGCGGACGGACUAUCUCUUUCUUUUCCCUUACACCAACAGUUCAAACCAUUUCCCCAACCGGGACUGCGCGUGGGGAGGAGGUCCGGGACCCCCACACACUCACACACACACACACCCUGUGUGACCGCACUGACUGCAGCGCGCUCUGACUGAGCGGACCGCGGAGAGACCCACGCAGAUCAACACGCAGGUGAACGAUCCACAGAUCAGCCGCAAAGUAAACCAGAGAAAGUGAGAAGGAGGGAGCAGCUGAACAGACUCCACCCAGAUCCAGCCAGCGAACCAAGGCGCAGCGGAGACCAUAAAAAUGAGCGGCUCCCACCCCCGCCUCCAUCAGAGCGCCGCGCCCGCUCCCAACGCUCUCUCCUCGGACAAGGACGCAGAAAUGCCCGCCACGGAGAAGGACCUGGCCGAGGAUGCGCCGUGGAAGAAGAUCCAGCAGAACACGUUCACCCGCUGGUGCAACGAGCACCUGAAAUGCGUCAACAAGCGGAUCGGCAACCUGCAGACGGACCUGAGCGACGGGCUGCGGCUCAUCGGGCUCCUGGAGGUUCUGUCCCAGAAGAAAAUGUUCCGCAAGUACAACCAGAGGCCCACCUUCCGCCAGAUGCAGCUGGAGAACGUGUCGGUGGCGCUGGAGUUCCUGGACAGGGAGAACAUCAAGCUGGUGUCUAUAGAUUCUAAAGCCAUUGUGGAUGGGAACCUGAAGCUGAUCCUGGGUCUGAUCUGGACCCUCAUCCUGCACUACUCCAUCUCUAUGCCGAUGUGGGAUGAGGAGGAAGAGGCAGAUGACGGCAAGCAGAAGACUCCCAAGCAGAGGCUGCUGGGAUGGAUCCAGAACAAACUUCCCGAGCUUCCCAUCACCAACUUCAACAGGGACUGGCAGACAGGCCGGGCCCUGGGAGCCCUGGUGGACAGCUGCGCCCCAGGUCUGUGCCCUGACUGGGAUCAGUGGGAUCAGACCAAACCAGUGGAUAACGCCCGGGAGGCCAUGCAGCAAGCUGAUGAUUGGCUGGGCAUCCCUCAGGUUAUAACCCCAGAAGAGAUUGUAGACCCCAACGUGGAUGAGCAUUCAGUCAUGACCUACCUGUCCCAGUUCCCCAAAGCCAAGCUGAAGCCUGGGGCUCCUCUCCGGCCCAAACUCAACCCCAAGAAGGCCCGCGCCUACGGCCCAGGGAUUGAGCCGGUGGGAAAUGUCGUGAUGAAGAAGGCGAUGUUUACCGUUGAGACCAUCAGUGCGGGGAUGGGAGAGGUGCUGGUUUACGUAGAGGAUCCUGCAGGACACAGAGAGGAGGCCAAAGUGACGGCGAACAACGACAAGAACCGCACCUACUCUGUUGUCUACACCCCCAAAGUGAUGGGCAUGCACAAGGUGACGGUUUUAUUUGCGGGGCAGCAUAUUUCAAAGAGUCCCUUCGAGGUGGACAUCGGCAUGGCUCAGGGCAACUCCAGCAAGGUGACGGCCCAGGGCCCUGGCCUGGAGCCGUCGGGCAACAUUGCCAACAAAGCCACCUACUUUGAUGUCUACACAGCAGGUGCUGGUGUUGGAGAAGUGGAGGUUGAGAUCAUGGAUCCUGCGGGAAAGAAGAACACGGUGCCCUGCACCAUCGAGGACAAGGGCAACAGCAGCUACCGCUGCACCUACAAGCCCACCCAGGAGGGCCAGCACACCAUCUUCAUCACCUUCGCUGGCGGCCAGAUCAGCAAGAGUCCCUUCACAGUCGACGUGGGAGAAGCAUGCAACCCCAGCCUGUGCAGAGCGAAAGGUCGCGGCCUGCAGCCAAAAGGCCUGAGGGUGAAGGAGACGGCAGACUUUAAGGUUUACACCAAAGGAGCCGGCACCGGGGAGCUGAAAGUCACCAUCAAGGGCCCCAAGGGAAUUGAGGAGCCAUGCAAAAGGAAAGACCUCGGCGAUGGCGUGUACGGGUUUGAGUAUUACCCCACCACUCCUGGGACGUACAGCAUCACCAUCACCUGGGGAGGACAGCAUAUUCCCCGCAGUCCCAUUGAGGUCAAGAUUGGUUCUGAGGCUGGUCAGCAGCUAGUGAGAGCCUGGGGCCCCGGGCUGGAGGGAGGAGUUGUUGGUAAAUCUGCAGACUUCGUGGUGGAGGCUGUUGGCCAGAACGCCGGGACCCUGGGUUUCUCUGUGGAAGGUCCAUCCCAGGCCAAGAUUGAAUGUGACGAUAAGGGCGAUGGCUCGUGUGACGUGCGCUACUGGCCCACAGAGCCAGGCGAGUAUGCCGUCCAUGUGCUGUGCAACAACGAGGACAUCCAGCACUCGCCCUUCAUGGCUGAGAUUGUCAACGCUCCAGGGAAAGACUUCUACCCCGACAAAGUUAAGGCGUAUGGUCCUGGCCUCCAGAGCAGUGGUCUGGCUGUUGGAAAGCCCACAGAGUUCACAGUGGACACCAAACAAGGAGGAAAAGCUCCUCUUAAGAUUGUUGCUCAGGAUGGAGAGGGCAACCCUGUGGAUGUCCAGGUUAAAGAUAACGGUAACGGCACAUACACCUGCACUUACACACCACGGAAACCAGUGAAGCACACCGUCAUGGUGUCCUGGGGGGGUGUCAACAUCCCCGAGAGUCCAUUCAGGAUGAAUAUCGGUGCUGGUUGUCACCCGAACAAGGUGAAGGUCUCUGGACCUGGCGUGGCAAAGACCGGCCUGAAGGCCUUUGAACCAACAUACUUUACUGUCGACUGCUCAGAGGCUGGUCAAGGUGACAUCAGCAUAGGAAUUAAGUGCGCUCCCGGUGUGGUGGGACCAGCAGAGGCAGACAUAGACUUUGAUAUCAUCAGGAACGACAACGACACAUUCACUGUGAAAUACACUCCUCCUGGAGCCGGCAGCUACACCAUCAUGGUGCUGUUUGCUGAACAUGCCAUUCCCAUGUCACCGAUUAGAGUGAAGGUGGAUCCGUCUCAUGAUGCCAGCAAAGUUAAGGCGGAGGGACCAGGACUCAGCCGCAGCGGAGUUGAACUGAACAAACCCACUCACUUCACUGUGAACACCAAGGGAGCAGGAAAGGCCAACCUGGACUGCAGCUUCAGUGGGCCGACCAAAGCAGAGGCUGUUAAAGACUUUGAAGUCAUAAACAACCAUGACAACACACACACUGUCAAAUACACUCCUGUGCAGCAGGGUCCUCUGGGAGUUGCUGUGACUUAUGGUGGAGAUCAUAUUCCCAAGAGUCCCUUCAAUGUUGCUGUGGCUCCAACUCUGGACCUGAGCAAGGUCAACGUCACUGGACUAGGAGACAAAAUGACCGUCGGCAAAGACCAGGAGGUGACUGUCAAAUCAAAGGGUGCUGGCGGUCAGGGCAAAGUUGCCGCCAAGGUUACCGGACCUUCAGGAAAACCGGUCACUUGUAAGGUUGAGCCAGGGUUGAGCCCAGAGACCAGUCAGGUGAAGUUCAUCCCUCGUGAGGCAGGGCCAUACCAGGUGGAACUGACCUACGACGGAGUGCCCAUCCCUGGGUCACCCUACACUCCGACAGCUUACCCCCCUACUGACCCGUCCAAGGUGCGCUGCUCUGGCCCAGGCCUGGAGCGGGCCAAGGUCGGUGAGACCGGAGAGUUUGUAGUGGACUGCACCAAUGCUGGUCCGGCUGAGCUCACCAUCGAGAUCAUCUCGGACAGCGGCACCGAGGCCGAGGUUCACAUCCAGGACAACGGAGAUGGAACCUACACCAUCACUUACAUCCCGCUCUACCCGGGCUCCUACACGCUCACCAUACGCUACGGGGGCCAGGAUGUGCCAAACUUCCCUGCCCGCCUUAACGUGGAGCCAGCCAUCGAUGCCAGUGGAGUCCGUGUGUUUGGACCUGGAGUGGAAGGCAAAGGUGUAUUCCGUGACGCAACCACAGACUUCACCGUGGAUGCUCGUGCUCUCACACAGAACGGAGGCGACCACAUCAAAACUCGGAUCAGCAGUCCAUCUGGCAGCUGCCCGGAUGCCGUGAUCACAGACCACGGCGAUGGCAUGUACGCCGUGGAGUACACUCCCUAUGAGGAGGGCCCUCACAGUGUGGAGGUCUGCUACGAUGGCUCUCCAGUGCCCAACAGUCCAUUCCGUGUGGCGGUCACCGAGGGCUGCGAUCCGGCUCGUGUCCGUGUGCACGGUCCUGGCCUGAAGAGCGGCAUCACCAACAAGCCGAACAAGUUCAUGGUUGAAACCCGAGGAGCGGGAACUGGAGGUCUUGGUCUGGCAAUGGAAGGUCCAUCAGAGGCCAAAAUGUCCUGCACUGACAACAAAGAUGGCAGCUGUAGUGUGGAGUACAUUCCCUAUGAGCCUGGAACAUACAACCUCAACAUCACCUAUGGAGGACAGCCAGUCAAAGGAAGCCCCUUCUCCGUUCCAGUCAGCGACACUGUGGACAGCACUAAGGUGAAGUGUCAGGGUCCUGGCCUCGGCAGCAACGUCAGAGCCAACAUCCCUCAGGAGUUCACAGUGGACGCCUCCAAAGCUGGGGUGGCCCCUCUGCAGGUCCGCGUUCAAGGACCCAAAGGGGUCGUGGAGCCUGUUGAGGUGGUGGAUAAUGGAGACCAGACUCACACAGUCAACUAUGUUCCCACCAGAGAGGGACCCUACUCUAUCAAUGUCCUGUAUGCUGAUGAGGAGAUCCCACGCAGCCCGUACAAGGUGAAGGUCCUCCCGACCCAUGAUGCCAGCAAGGUGCGUGCCAGCGGACCCGGCCUCAACACCACGGGCGUGCCCGCCUCUCUGCCUGUGGAGUUCACCAUUGACGCCAAAGACGCAGGCGAGGGACUGCUGGCGGUUCAGAUUACGGACCCAGAGGGGAAGCCUAAGAAGGCAAAGAUCCGUGACAACCACGAUGGGACCUACCUGGUGUCGUAUGUACCAGACAUGACGGGCAGAUACACCAUCCUAAUCAAAUACGGAGGGGACGAGAUUCCUUAUUCGCCGUACCGUAUCAGAGCUCUCCCCACCGGAGACGCCAGCAAGUGCACCGUCACAGUCUCAAUCGGCGGUCACGGUUUAGGCGCUGGUGUUGGUCCAACUAUUCAGAUCGGUGAACAGACAGUCAUUACAGUUGACGCCAAAGCUGCUGGGAAAGGCAAGGUGACGUGCAGCGUGUGCACGCCCGAAGGGGCGGAGCUUGACGUGGACGUCGUCGAAAAUGAGGACGGCACCUUUGACAUCUUCUACACCGCACCACAACCCGGAGAGUAUGUAAUAUGUGUCCGUUUCGGAGGGGAGCACAUUCCCAACAGUCCGUUCCAAGUUACGGCUCUGGAAGGACCAUCAGACCAGCUCAUGCAGCAGAGACAAAUGCCCCAAUACUACACUCAACAGCCCUGGGCGACAGACAGACCAGUUGGGAUGAACGGCCUGGACGUGACAGGACUCAGACCUUUUGACCUGGUUAUCCCAUUUACCAUUCAGAAGGGAGAGAUCACAGGUGAAGUCCGAAUGCCAUCAGGCAAGGUGGCCAAACCCGACAUCACCGACAACAAGGACGGCACCGUAACCGUGAAGUACGGUCCCACAGAGGCCGGUCUGCAUGAGAUGGACAUUAAAUAUGAUGGCAUCCACAUCCCCGGAAGCCCCCUGCAGUUCUUUGUGGACUACAUGAACAGCGGGAAUGUCAGUGCUUACGGCCCUGGUCUUAUCCAUGGAACCGUGAACAAGCCGGCCGUCUUCACUGUUGACACUAAAGACGCUGGAGAGGGUGGUCUUUCUCUGGCCAUCGAGGGGCCAUCCAAAGCAGACAUCAGCUGCAUGGACAACCAGGACGGGACCUGCACAGUGUCCUACCUCCCUGUCCUGCCAGGGGACUACAGCAUCCUGGUCAAAUAUAACGACAAGCACAUCCCAGGAAGCCCCUUCUCUGCCAGAAUCACUGGGGACGACUCCAUGCGGAUGUCCCACCUGAAGGUGGGGUCGGCUGCUGACAUCCCUCUGGACAUCGGCGAGCUGGACAUCAGCCAGCUGACCGCCUCCCUCACCACGCCGUCGGGUCGCGAGGAACCCUGCCUGCUGAAGAUCUUGCGGAACGGCCAUGUUGGCGUCUCGUUCGUGCCGAAGGAGAUCGGCGAGCACCUGGUGAACAUCAAGAAGAACGGACGCCACAUCGCCAACAGCCCCAUCUCUGUGAUGAUCAGCCAAUCGGAGAUCGGCGACGCCAGCCGUGUGCGUGUGAGCGGACAGGGCCUGAGCGAAGCAAGGACCUUCGAGCCAGCAGAGUUUAUCAUCGACACUCGCGAUGCGGGAUACGGUGGCUUGAGCCUUUCCAUCGAGGGACCCAGCAAAGUGGACAUCAACACCGAGGAUCAGGAGGAUGGCACCUGCAAGGUCACCUACUGCCCCACAGAACCAGGAAAUUACAUCAUCAACAUCAAAUUUGCUGACCAACAUGUGCCAGGGAGCGCCUUCACGGUGAAGGUGACUGGGGAGGGCAGGAUGAAGGAGAGCAUCACCAGGAAGAAGAGAGCCGCUUCUGUUGCCAACGUGGGCAGCCAGUGUGACCUCAGCCUCAAGAUCCCAGAGAUCAGCAUAGCGGACAUGACGGCCCAGGUGACCAGCCCCUCAGGUCAGGUCCACAAAGCCGACAUCAUGGAGGGAGAGAACAACACCUACUGCAUCCGCUUCGUCCCCACCGAGACGGGCGUCCAUACGGUCUGCGUCAAGUACAACGGCAUGCACGUGCCCGGCAGCCCCUUCCAGUUUACCGUCGGGCCCCUGGGUGAGGGUGGAGCCCACAAAGUUCGCGCCGGUGGGCCAGGCCUGGAGAGGGCCGAGGCUGGAGUACCAGCCGAGUUCAGCAUAUGGACCAGAGAGGCCGGGGCCGGGGGCCUCAGCAUCGCCGUGGAGGGGCCGAGCAAGGCGGAGAUCACCUUCGAGGACCGCAAGGACGGUUCCAGUGGAGUGUCUUACAUUGUUCAGGAGCCGGGCGACUAUGAGGUGUCGAUCCGUUUCAAUGACGAGCACAUCCCCGACAGCCCCUUCAUCGUCCCCGUGGCCUCGCCGUCGGACGACGCCCGCCGCCUCACUGUUGCCAGUCUUCAGGAGUCAGGGUUGAAGGUAAACCAGCCAGCAUCGUUUGCCGUCAGCCUCAACGGUGCCAAGGGUGUGAUCGACGCAAAGGUCCACAGUCCCUCCGGCGCGCUGGAGCAGUGCUGCGUCACGGAGAUCAAUCAAGACAAAUAUGCAGUCCGGUUCAUCCCCAGAGAGAACGGCCUCUAUCUGAUCGACGUCAAGUUUAAUGGGAGUCACAUUCCAGGAAGUCCGUUUAAAAUCCGCGUCGGGGAGACGGGCCAGGCUGGAGAUCCGGGCAUGGUGUCCGCCUACGGACCGGGACUGGAGGGAGGCACCACAGGAACUGCAUGCGAGUUUGUAGUAAACACAAGCACUGCAGGCCCGGGGGCCCUCGCUGUGACCAUUGAUGGGCCCUCCAAAGUGAAGAUGGAUUGUGUGGAGUGUCCAGAGGGUUACAAGGUCACAUACACCCCGAUGGCCCCUGGAAACUAUCUCAUCUCCAUCAAAUACGGCGGCCCUUACCACAUUGUGGGAAGCCCCUUCAAGGCAAAGAUUACAGGUUCUAAGCUUGUGUCCAGCCACAGCAUGCAUGAAACCUCCUCGGUCAUGGUUGACCCCGUGACCCGCGCCAUCAGCAGUUCUCAGCAGGCGGCUCCCACUCAUUCAGAUGCCAGCAAGGUGACGGCGAAGGGCCCGGGCCUGACCAAGGCGUUUGUUGGUCAGAAGAACAACUUCUGUGUCGACUGCAGCAAAGCAGGUCGUAACAUGCUGUUGGUCGGAGUGGACGGUCCGAAGGUCCCCUGCGAGGAGAUCCUGGUGAAGCACAUGGGCAACCGCGUGUACAACGUCAGCUACCAGCUCAAAGAGAAGGGCGAGUACAUCCUGGUGGUGAAGUGGGGCGACGAGCACAUCCCUGGCAGCCCCUACCACCUCACUGUCUAACGGCCGCCGCAGCGACCCGGAGGUCCCGUCCACCUGGUGGCCGCUUACGGCUCCAAAGUCUUCCCAUUGUUGCAAAUUAAGAUUCCCUGUGUGGUAGCAGUUUAACUCAUGUGAGCCAGUUUGCUUGUUAUUCUUCACUGUAAGCCAGUCUAAAUAGCAACACAGUGAAUGCUUGUUAUUCUUCACUGUAAGCCAGUUUAAAGAGCAACACAGUGAAUGCUUGUUUCCUUCAGAAAAAGGGGGGCAGGGCGGAGACGGCCCUUUGAUCACUGUAAACUAUCACAGUAUUUAACACUUUCAGCCACGUGUUGACUUUAAAUUAGUGCAGAAUGCCAGAAUAUUGUAGUUGCAGGUUUUGGUCCCCAGCUUUAGAUGGAAGGUUACUGUUUACACUGGAGGAGCUCUUACAGACAUGAAAAAUGGGUUUAGGAGCUUCUAGAGGAGCAAUCACAGGACAAAGGUUUAUAAGUGACCCUUUUUUUUUUUUUUUUGGAUUAUUUUUGUGUUCCAGUGACAUUACUUUGACCUGUGUCUGUAUAAAACUCAGCCUGUCCGUUGCAGCGCGGCCCAGUCAAAGCUCACCCUCGCUCGGCUUUUACGAUCAUCCGUCAUCGUCUUUAAUCUGCUGCUAGUGUGAUCCAGUUUUACCCACUGCUGUCCUUUAGUAGUCAGGAAAUCAAAGGGUGUGCUAACACAUAUUUAGCUUUCUCUGAACACGGCUGCUGGAAGAUGACGCUUUGUGUGGCUACGUUAGACACCAGCGUGCGCUCCGCGUGUCCUUUACGAUUGGGGGAACUCUUUGGUUUAGAAACAGUUCUGAGUCGAUGAAAAAAAGGGAAGUUUUCAAACUUGUCGAAAGGGUUUAAAGUCAAAGGUGAUGCUGCGGUUUAAGUCUGUUUUGCAUUUCAGCCUCCAUUAGAGCAUACCUCUGCUUUGUGCCUUUAUCUGUAUUUUGAAGCUAAAUAACUGAAUUUUGUCCAAAAUAAAAAAAGGCUUUUAAAGUGAUUGUAAGACAGUAUUUUGAUACACAAUAAAGUAUUUUUCUCAAUCGAACAGAAA